UCUGCUUUCUGCCUUUUUCUUAGGUUCCCAGCCUUUGCGAAGAUCUCUUGUCUUCUGUUGACCAGCCUCUGAAGAUUGCUCGAGACAAGGUGGUGGGCAAAGACUACCUUCUGUGUGAUUACAACCGGGAUGGCGAUUCCUACAGGUCGCCCUGGAGCAACAAAUAUGAUCCGCCGUUGGAAGAUGGCGCCAUGCCUUCGGCUCGCCUGCGCAAGCUUGAGGUGGAGGCCAACAAUGCCUUUGACCAGUACAGAGACUUGUAUUUUGAAGGGGGCGUUUCCUCGGUCUACCUCUGGGAUCUGGAUCAUGGCUUUGCCGGGGUGAUUCUAAUUAAGAAAGCUGGCGACGGAUCAAAGAAGAUCAAAGGCUGCUGGGAUUCCAUCCACGUGGUAGAAGUUCAGGAGAAAUCCAGUGGCCGUACUGCCCACUACAAGCUGACCUCUACAGUGAUGCUGUGGCUGCAGACAAACAAGACUGGCUCCGGCACAAUGAACCUCGGAGGCAGCCUCACCAGACAGAUGGAGAAAGACGAGACGGUGAGCGACUCUUCUCCGCAUAUAGCCAACAUUGGCCGCUUGGUUGAGGACAUGGAGAAUAAAAUCAGAAGUACGCUGAAUGAGAUUUAUUUUGGAAAGACAAAGGACAUUGUCAAUGGGCUGAGGUCUGUGCAGACGUUUGCGGACAAAUCAAAGCAAGAAGCUCUUAAGAACGACCUGGUGGAGGCGUUGAAGAGAAAGCAGCAAAGUUAAAAACCAGUAUCUCCCUUGACGAUGCUAACAAAACAUGCCGUGCACUCAUUAGACCCCCUUUCUUAGGAAUUUUUUUCUCCCGUGCAUCCUUCUCCCUCCCCGUUAUUUUCUUCUACGUCAGAUCAUUUCCUGCGUACAAUACUCUUCUACGCAUAAAAAGCACCUCCGUUCCCCCGCCCCACCCCGAAUAAAGCUGUAUAAACUUUUUUUUGGCCUCUAGCAGCUUAAUUUUCACUGUCUUAUUACCAGAGCCUUGCAAAAGUAUUUCUGUUGAGAAACUUCUAAGACUUUUGCCCUCCUCCCAGCUUCCCCCCCCCCACUUCUUCUGGGCCUUAUGUUUAUCUGCAUAUUUCCACCAAUCACUUUUUUUUUU
This is a messenger RNA of Python bivittatus (Burmese python), 1122 nucleotides long. NCBI's taxonomy places the organism in Eukaryota, Metazoa, Chordata, Lepidosauria, Squamata, Pythonidae. The record is from RefSeq and is a predicted model, not a curated record.